AUGGCUUUGCCUCGACCAAGCAACCAAGAUCGCGCCAGAUGGAGGACGAAAUGCCGCGAAAAGCUUUCAAAGCAUAUUAAGAGCAAGCUAGGAAUAUCAAUCGACCCAUCAGAAGUUCGUCUUAUUACACGCGUAGAGGAUCCCUAUUCUUGGCAAUCUCUACCAGUAAGAACACAUCUCUUCAAAAAGAACCUAAGCAAGCAUUCAAUUGGAGCUUAUAUGGAAUUAUGUCGAGAAGUUGGUAUUUCGUUUAAAGCUGUGGUAAAAGAAAAUAUUCUUUUCACUAGACCAGCAGCAAACUUUACUAACAGAAUUGCGGAAUUAGAAGCAGAAAAUUCAAGGUUAAUAGGUGAGGUCAACAAGUUGAAGGAUACUGCUGCAGCAGAGUCAACAUUUAAGCGAGAUGCUGAAGAGGCCGCGAACCAGCUCACAGUAGUGCUGCAUACAGCAGAAUUGGAAAACCAGCACCUAAAGAGGGAUAUUCAAAAAUGGGCUACUAUAGCAGAAGAUUUUAGAGUGAGCACUGCAGAUUCCCACCAGAUUGUGAAUGAGGCGUCUUUGGUAUUAGAAAAGUUAAAAUCUUUAUUGCCUUCUAUUUGUAUGUAA
Mollisia scopiformis is the source of this 606-nucleotide messenger RNA. RefSeq lists its product as uncharacterized. NCBI's taxonomy places the organism in Eukaryota, Fungi, Ascomycota, Leotiomycetes, Helotiales, Mollisiaceae. The transcript has 3 exons. The record is from RefSeq and is a predicted model, not a curated record. Bases 1 to 606 code for a protein of 201 amino acids.